UGCCAGUUUUUGUUGAACCAUUGUCGGGUGAACGUUUUAUUAGACAGUCGACAAAUAGUACAUUUUUUAUCAGACUUUUGUUUAAAUAAAUGUUCAGCACUAUGCAAGCAGCAAGCUGGAAGCACUGUUCCGCCGAUGCGCCAAUUCCACCAGGAAGCAUUCUUGCAGGACACGACAUUGACAAAUCGCCUAUUUUCAUAGGCCGUGCCUACCACAAAGGUGACCAUCUGCCGGGCAAAGUGAUUCCAAGUAAGGGAUCUGCUUACGUUUGUUACGGAGGUAAGGAAAUUCGAAAGAGUGGCUUUGAAGUGCUGUGCAACGGUAAUGUUGAUUGGGUACCAGCCAAAUUUGGAAUCGUUCCUCGGAAUGCAGUUCUCGGUGGUCAAACUUCAACGGGAGAAAAACUCUACAUUGGACGAGCCCACUGGAUGGGCAGUUUAACCCCAGGAAAGGUGCAUCCGAGCCACCAAACGUUGUAUAUUCCAUUUGACGGAAAAGAGAUAUCAAUUCAAAACUAUGAAGUAUUGGUUGAAAACUAAAAGUAUUAUGUUAUAAUUGAAUCAUUUGUUUAACAAACUGAAUAUAUCCAUUUUACACAAUUUCAAGAAAACAACAAAAAACUAUUUUUGUAGGUACAAUUUGGUACCGAAUCUUUCGAUUUCUUUGGCCAAAUUCAACAGCCUGGGGCACUUCCAGUGCGAAAACUGUAAGCAGGACUCCAUAAUUGCUUUGUGCGUGCACAUAUGUAGUUUCUCAAACCAAAAGAAUUUUUUUCAUACAUUCCAUAACAUUAUUUUUUUUUCGUAUUUUAUGGCACUAUACGUGUUUUUGGACGAUGAUUCAGAAUAUAUUUUUAUAUCUCAUUUUGGACAAAAAUGUAACAUAUGCAGUUUCUCAAACAAACGGUUCAACUAUAAACCCGAUAAAUUUAUACAAUGUCAAUCGAUUUGAACGAAUAAACAUUAAAAAUCACAA
Armigeres subalbatus is the source of this 975-nucleotide messenger RNA. Its product is annotated as natterin-3-like. The coding region runs from base 90 to 539 and encodes 149 amino acids. The record is from RefSeq and is a predicted model, not a curated record. Lineage: Eukaryota; Metazoa; Arthropoda; Insecta; Diptera; Culicidae. The transcript has 2 exons.